AGUGUGAAAAAGGUGGGAAGGGGGUCCAGUCCCGUGGCUUCCUAGAAGGGAGAGGGUGGGAAAGGAAAGGUGAACGACGGAAGAAACAGAUCUUAUCCAAUGGGACGCUGUCUCUCUCUCUCUCUCUCUCUCUCUCUCUCUCUCUCUCUCCAUUUUCUUCUAUUCUCAUUAUUGUUCCCUUUUUUUUUGAAAAAAAAAAACUUUUAGGCCUUUGUUCUGUCUUUUCUACAAGACAAGAUAAAACUGAUCAGUCUAUAUUCAUCCGGAAUGCCGGACUGCUGAAUCAUAUGCAUCUUCUAUAACUAAAUAAUAAUAAUAAUAAUGAAGAUGGAGACGAAGCAGCAUCAGAAACCGAUACUGCAGCUGCUGAUGCUAACUUCGCUAGCAGCAGCAGCAGCAGCACUCACUGCCGACUCUCCGCGCUGCCGCACUGCAUGCGGCAACAUACCCAUCCCCUACCCCUUCGGCGUCGAAACCGGCUGCUACCGCGAGGGCUUCGGCUUAGUCUGCAACGACUCCUACCACCCUCCGAAGCUCUCCAUCCUCUACUACGAUUACGAAGUGAUCGACAUAUCUAUUGUUAGCGGGGAGAUGCGGGUGUAUCUGGAAGCGGGCCGGGCAUGCUACAACUCGACCGGGGGGCUAAUAAGCAGCAGCACACCUCCCACGGUGCUGAUCGAGAGCCCUUACGUUUUCUCCACUCGCACCAAGUACGUUGCAGUCGGGUGCCCCAACCUCGGGUACUUCGUCGACCCCGCGGGCUACUACGUCAGCGGCUGCGUCUCCAUCUGCAGGCCGUCGGCGUACAAUAACUUGAACGGAUCGUGCACCGGCGACGGCUGCUGCCAGAGCUCCAUACCCACCGGGCUCGACUAUUACGAGCAGUACUUGCAGAAUUUCAUCGUCGCCGGCGGGGCUGGCAUAUUUCUGGCGAAUUCUACCCCUUGUGCUUACGGAUUUCUUGUCGAUGCGGACUGGUUCAGAUUCACCCCCUCUUAUCUAUCGAUGACGUCAGAUCUGAGAGUUCCCAUCGUGCUCGAUUGGGCGAUUAGAAAUGUCAGAAAUGGCAGUGCUGCGGUGCACAAUUCGACAGACUAUGCGUGCCGCAGUGCGAACAGCACGUUCUAUGAUUCCUCUAAUGGCGCUGGAUACCGCUGCAAUUGUUCCAAGGGAUACGAGGGCAAUCCGUAUAUUGAGACCGGAUGCCAAGAUAUCAACGAGUGCGAGCAUAAAGACCAGUACCCGUGCUAUGGAAUUUGCACAAAUGUGCCAGGGAGUUACCUCUGCGAAUGCCCACGCGGGACUGCCGGAGAUGCUUUCACACAGGAUGGUUGCAGACCCAAGGACAAAUUUACAUUGGCACUAAAAAUAGUUACAGGUGCAAGUCUUGGAAUUUUCUUUGCUCUGUUUAUGGGCUUUUGGGCGUAUCUGGGGCUCCAGAAGAAAAAGCUCAUUAGAACAAGACAGAAGUUCUUCGAGCAAAACGGAGGCUUGAUAUUACAACAACAAAUGAGGUCCUGUAGAGGUGUGACAUUCAAGAUAUAUGCGAAAGAAGAGCUAGAAAAAGCCACCAACAAUUUCGACACGGACCGUGUGCUCGGUCGUGGAGGUCAUGGCAUUGUUUACAAAGGAAUUCUGGAGGACGAAACGGUUGUAGCCAUCAAGAAAUCCAAGAUAAUGGAUGACAACCAAACCAAGGAGUUUGCAACUGAAAUGCUCAUCCUUUCCCAAAUCAACCAUAAGAAUGUGGUGAAGCUCUUAGGUUGUUGCUUAGAGGUUGAAGUUCCAAUGUUGGUCUAUGAAUUUGUUUCUAAUGGAACCCUCUACAGCUUUAUUCAUGGAAAAGAUCAAAGCUUUAUUCCUUUUGAUGAACGUCUCAGAAUUGCAGUGGAAUCUGCCGGGGCGCUUGCAUACAUGCACUCGUCAGCUUCAACUCCCAUCCUUCAUGGAGAUGUAAAGUCGGCUAACAUACUAUUGGACGACAAAUUCACUGCAAAAGUUUCUGAUUUUGGAGCUUCGAAGCUUGCUGCCACCGAUGAGGUUCAAUUGGCUACAUUAGUUCAAGGGACUUGCGGUUACUUGGAUCCAGAGUACUUAAUAACAUGCCAACUAACCGAGAAAAGUGAUGUUUACAGCUUUGGGGUCUUUAUUUUAGAGAUUUUCACAAGAAAAAAAGCACUUUAUUUCAAUGGACCAGAGGAAGACAGGAGCCUUGCGUCGUGUUUUAUUACCGCGAUGAAAGAAGGCCGGUGUUUAGAAAUUUUCGACAGUCAAGUAAAGAGUGAAGCGAGAGCAGAACUCCUUGAAGAGAUUGCGGAGAUUGCAAUGCAAUGUUUGAGUAUGUGGGGGGACGAAAGGCCCGCGAUGACAGAAGUUGCUGAAAGGCUAGAGAGGCUAAGAAGAAUCCAAAAGCACCCAUGGGUUCAAGCGAAUGAUUCGGAGGAGAUGGAUAGCUUACUUGGGGAAUCAUUAGACACUCAUGCAAAUCAUAUCAAUGGGCAUAAUUACAUCGAGCAAACCGUGUUUGAUUUAGAAGAGGGAAAAGGAUAAUUGAGGUUUCAAGUGCAGUCCAAACACCUGCCUAGAGUUCCUUUUCUCCAAUAGCCUACACCAACAACGGAGAAUAUUUUCAUAGAGUUUGUAUAUUCAUGAUAGCAUUUGUACGAAGACGCGCAAUUUCAUCUCAUGAUGUAUUCAUCAGAAGAUGAAGUUUAACCAGGUCGACCUGUGAUCUGUGUAUGAAGUUGUUGGAUUAUAAUAUGGCAUUAAAUGUAUAAAAGACCAAUUGAAAGCAAGUGGCUGAUAAAAUCAGUGAUUUGCCAAACUGUUGAAUCUUGGAUUUUCAUCUGUUG
Molecule: messenger RNA, 2852 nt
Organism: Ananas comosus (pineapple)
Lineage: Eukaryota; Viridiplantae; Streptophyta; Magnoliopsida; Poales; Bromeliaceae
Product: wall-associated receptor kinase 2-like
Exons: 3
Coding region: 322-2550 (742 amino acids)
Biological process (GO): protein phosphorylation; cell surface receptor signaling pathway
Cellular component (GO): plasma membrane
Molecular function (GO): ATP binding; calcium ion binding; protein serine/threonine kinase activity
Source: RefSeq, a predicted model, not a curated record